AUGAAAAAUGUCGAUCACAUGGAUUAUGAUGAUAUGGGUGGGCCGAAUAUGGAGGAUGGCGAUCACAUGGAAUAUGAUCACACGAAAGAUGAUGACUUAAAAGACAAUGACUACACAUCGAUAAGUGAACCAAGUGAUGAAGACCAAUCAAUAUCGAAAGGGAGCGCGGGGAGUGAUGAAGAGGUUGAAGACAAAUUCGCCACAAAGGACCAGCACAUACAUCAUUCACAUGAUACGUGCCUCGGUGAGAGAUCACGGUUUGUGCAGAUUGUGACAUGGGUGUCCGAGCACAAUUGCAUGAAUGCCAUCGCGGAAAAUAAUAAUCAGAAUGUGAGCACAACGCUUAUUGCUUAUCACAUAAGGAAUAAGUUUGAGUUGGACCCUGAUUAUGAAGUGAAGCUCAUUCAGGAAGAAGUUAAAGACCAAAUACAUGUUGAUGUUCCUUACCACAGGGCAUGGGAGGGAAGGAAAAAAGCUAUCGAUCUUGUUUACGGUGAUUGGAUUUCCAAUUUUGAUAUACUUCCAAGGCAAGAGCUACGUGACUUUGAUAAUGACGCAUAUUUGUAUCUCGAGGAGAUUGAUGCUUGCCAGUGGACUCUUGCAAAAGACAAAUACUAUCGCUGGGGUAACCAGACAACCCACAUUUCUGAGACUUACAACAACGUCCUCAAGGGUGUUCCUUUCUUGCCGAUCCGAGCUUUGGUGGAAGCCACUUUUUUGAAGAUUGUGGAUUUGUUCCAGGAAGAAUACGUGAAGUCGAGGAAAUGCAUUACGCCGAUCCCAAUCGACUUGUGGGAAAACUUCAAGAAAAAAGAAAAGAAAGUCGUGCAACACAAAGUCAAUCGUUACGGUGCUGUUAAUGGCAAGUUCAAGGUGAAAAGGAAAAGGCCGCUUUGUGGUGAAGGUGACAACGCGUACACUGUGAAAUAUGAAGAGAAGAAGUGUUCUUGCAAGAAGUGGCAUGAGUACAGGAUCCACAUUUCAGGGUUGUGGCUUGGCAAGACCAAUUCAGGGAGCACGACGAGUUUACCCUGGUCCAUGAUAAGAAAAGAUGGCCUAAGGGCUUCCGCGGCCGAUAAGCAUGAAAUUACCGGAUGUUAUAUUUUGUUGCAGUUAUGGGCUUGGGAGCGCAUUCCAAGAAUUCAACCAAAGAGGAAAGUUAAAAAUGAAAGUUAUUUGAUUCUGGGCGCUCUAUUGGCCAAUAGGUGGAAAUGCCCAAAAUCCAAAGUAAACAUCACCGCUCAUAUUGUUUCUGGCAUCAGGGAUCAAUUAUCUAGUCUCAGGGAUGGUGAUUUUUUAUGGAGUCCAUACACUCCCUUCAUCAACGCUCUCCCCAAUUUGUGCGUAAAAACACUCCGAGAGAAAUUUUAUGUUGAAGGUCUCAGCGACAUAUAUCAUAUCGCUGAAUCCACCUCAGGGGAAAAUCCAGCCCUCAGUGGUAAUCUCGAAAAGAAUCUUAUUGACAUUGUCGAUAAGAGUUUCAGUGCACUGAUUUUAGCCCCAAAUAAUAUGAACACUCAAUAUGAUAGUGAGGUUCUUCAGAAAAGGAGCUUGGAGUCAAGUCAAUUUAUUAAGCUCGCGUAG
Oldenlandia corymbosa var. corymbosa is the source of this 1584-nucleotide messenger RNA. The record is from the annotation of a GenBank genome assembly. Lineage: Eukaryota; Viridiplantae; Streptophyta; Magnoliopsida; Gentianales; Rubiaceae.